AUGUCGUCUAGCAGCAGAGAUUACUACGCCGACAAUUCAUCUACCGAUGAGGAUGAAUGCAUCCGCUCACGUGUUGGAAGUCACGUGAUAAAGAACCAGGGACUACAUGGCUGGACAAAAUGGCGCUGCAACCUGAAUGAUCAGCUUAUUCACGUGAUGGCUAAUCGCCGAAACCUAUUACGCCAACAGUCCAAAGACCCUAACCUUCUCAUCAAUGGACGGUUCCUGGAGAGCAUGACGGAACCGGAAGUACUAAUGGAACGGCGCCUUUCCGACUUUGUGCUGAGUCGAGCUGUCCAAGACAAACGUGUUGAUGGAGAUCGGUUGAUGCUUCACCCGGAAGCUUUUUUAAGCUUCGGAAUCCCUCGAGUUCGUCUCCAUGGAUCUGACUCCCAUCAGUCUUCGGGACGAACGACACCGUCUGACGACACUUUAGAGUCUAGGCCACGGCGCUAUGUAACUUACAGCGACGAAUAUUUGCUGCACGAAAAUCUUGAUCAGCUUCAGCUAGAGGCUACAUUCUUCAAGGGAAUUUCGACCAAUUCUCGCACUCUUACAGAUGACCAUGACAAAUUAAUACAUGUAUACACAUUGGCGAAGAAACUUUUGUGA
Ylistrum balloti is the source of this 612-nucleotide messenger RNA. RefSeq lists its product as uncharacterized. NCBI's taxonomy places the organism in Eukaryota, Metazoa, Mollusca, Bivalvia, Pectinida, Pectinidae. Bases 1 to 612 code for a protein of 203 amino acids. The transcript is spliced from 4 exons. The record is from RefSeq and is a predicted model, not a curated record.